AUGUACCUCUCUACCACUGCCGUUCUCGCCAUUGCUGCCAGCAUGGUGGCCGCCAAUCCCAUCGACGUCCGCGCCGCAAAUGUGGUCGACAACGUCUCUGGCCUCUACGACCAGAUUCGCGGGCACACUGCUGUCAUCAACAGCACUGUCGCCGGGAUCAACUCCAAGUCCACUUCUUCUCAGAAAGCCACCGCCAAGGCUCUCAUCUCUACCCAAACCAACAACAUCAUCGCCGCCAUUGAAGCCGCUAAGUCGGGCGCCGCUGGCGGCCAGGGGCUUCAGCUGUCUGCGGGCAACCAGCAGCAGAUCAUCAACGACAUGAGCCAGAUCGUCUUUGAGCUCCAAGGUGCCUAUGGCGGAAUCAACAAGCAGUUUGGUGACUCGUACGGCAACGGUCUUUUGCUCAACGUUUUUGGUCCUCUUAACGGACUCCUUCAGGAUCUCGGUGGUAUAGUCGUUGGCCUUGUCUCCAUCGUCGGUGGCGUUGUCGCUGGUGUGUUUGGUGCUGUCGGGGGUGUUCUUGGCCUGUUGCUCCAAAUCCUUUUCGGCUUUUCUACUCCCUUUGGCCACUAA
Colletotrichum spaethianum is the source of this 573-nucleotide messenger RNA. RefSeq lists its product as uncharacterized. The coding region runs from base 1 to 573 and encodes 190 amino acids. The record is from RefSeq and is a predicted model, not a curated record. Lineage: Eukaryota; Fungi; Ascomycota; Sordariomycetes; Glomerellales; Glomerellaceae. The transcript is spliced from 2 exons.